UUUGUACUGUGACACCACCGCUGCUCACUGUAGGUAACAAAACUGAAACAAAACGAACAUAAUGACACAUUGACAAUUUUCUGCCAAUAUAGACAUUUCUAUUUCAAUCAAGACAGUCGUAAUGGAUUGUCUCGAAUACUGCGGCUGGCGUUGAUUUCGUCUGAUAGCUUCUAGUUAGUUUUUACAGCAUUAGCCUUUACUGCACGUUAUUGUUUUCCCUUGACGCCCUCCAGCUGCCCAUUCCAGUCAGACUGACAAGUCAUGCAUGUGCACGAUGCCACAGCUCUGAAGGCAGCAGCGUCGUGCGGCUGAGUGCAGCUGUGCACGGCUGUCCACGCCAGCAAAAGCGGGAGGGGCCGCGGGCAGCUCCGCAUAUAUUAACCGACACCCGGGGAUAGCAUCGCAGGCUCCACCGAGCAUCGCGGCGGAAGGAAGGACGAGGAUGGUGGCGGUGCAAGCGUCCCCCAAUUUGUCUCCGUCGCCCGAGUGGAUCUGCUGUCUGGACAAGAGGCCCUCGGAGCGCUCAGGAGAGGAUGUGGAUAUUAUUCUGACCAGACUGAAAGAGGUUAAAGCCUUCACCAAGUUUCCACCUCCACUCUUGGUGCAAAUCUGCACCUGUGCCUUCUAUGAAUGUCUGGAGAAAGGCAUUACACUGUUUCGACAGGGAGACAUUGGCACCAGUUGGUAUGCGGUGCUGUCCGGUUCUCUGGAUGUCAAAGUGUCCGAAACUGCUAACCACCAGGAUGCGGUCACCAUCUGUACUCUGGGGAUCGGGACAGCCUUUGGGGAGUCCAUCCUGGACAACACGCCGCGUCACGCUACCAUCAUCAGCAGAGAGACCAGCGAGCUGCUUCGAAUCGAACAGAGGGAGUUCAAGACCCUCUGGGAGAAGCAUCGUCAGAGCUUGGCUGGACUGUUGGCUCCUCCUUAUGGAGCAAUGGAGAGUGGAUCCAACAAUGACAGACUUGCCGACAAAGACAAGAUGAACUCAGACUCUGCAAACAAAACUCAUAAUAAGAUGCCCACGGAAAAGCUCCAGAGAGCGGGUAAAGUUCUCCGCAACGCCAUCCUCUCCAGAGCUCCUCACAUGAUCCGAGACAGGAAAUAUCACCUCAAGACAUACAGACAAUGCUGCGUAGGCACAGAACUCGUGGACUGGCUCGUGCUGCAGAGUGCAUGCGUUCUUACUCGUUCCCAUGCUGUUGGCAUGUGGCAGGCACUGCUUGAAGAUCAGGUGCUGAAUCACGUGGACCAGGAACUAGGUUUCCAGGACAAGUACCUGUUCUACCGCUUUCUCGAUGACGAGGAGGAGGACACGCCGCUGCCGAGCGAGGAAGAGAAGCGGGAAAGUGAAGAGGAACUGCCGGAGACCAUCCUCUUCCUCGCUCAGAUUGGACCGGAUGCGCUGCUGCGCAUGAUCCUCAGGAAGUCGCCUGGUCAGAGGACAGGCGAUGACCUCGAGAUCAUCUAUGACGAGUUGCUUCACAUCAAGGCCUUAGCUCACCUCUCCAACACUGUGAAGCGGGAACUGGCGAGCGUCGUUAUCUUCGAGUCGCACGCUAAAGCCGGAACUGUGUUGUUCAACCAAGGAGAAGAGGGCACCUCAUGGUACAUCAUCCAGAAGGGCUCCGUUAAUGUGGUUAUCUAUGGCAAGGGGGUCGUGUGCACACUCCACGAGGGCGACGACUUCGGAAAGUUGGCCCUGGUUACAGAUUCACCUCGCGCUGCCUCCAUUGUCUUAAGAGAGGACAACUGCCACUUCCUUCGUGUGGACAAGGAGGAUUUCAACAGGAUUCUCAGGGACGUGGAGGCCAACACAGUGCGUUUGAAAGAGCACGAGCAAGCUGUGCUGGUUUUAGAAAAGAGUCCUCGAGCCUCCACCCUGGGAAGCAUCAAGUACACUGUGAUCUCAGGCACUCCGCAGAAGAUUCUUGAGCACUUUUUGGAGACCAUGAGAAUGGACAUACAUCACAGUGAACCAGACCCGGCGGUGGACGAUUUUGUCCUCAUGCAUUGCGUCUUCAUGCCCAACAGCCAGCUGUGCCCUCUACUCAUGGCCCACUACCAUGCGGCCUCCCCGCCCGGCUCCGAACAAGAGCGCUUGGAGCAUGCGCUCAACUGUAAGAGGAGGGUUCUCAUUCUGGCUCAGCGCUGGGCUAACACGCACACAUUUCUCCUCCAGGAAGAGCCUGCUGCAAUUUCUUUCCUCGAGGAGUUGUUUGGAAGUGUAUCAAACGAUGCGCGGAUGCUCAGGGCGUUGAAAGACUUGCUUCCCGACCUGGAGAAAGUUGUCAAACUGCAUUCAGAGGAAGCCAAGGCCACAAAAAAGAAGACUUUAAUACGGCAGUUCAGCAACGGUGAGGAGAGGCUGCAGAAGAAACAGGCCAUUAGAAAUCAAGAUGACAUUCUAUUGAAGGUGUACUGCAGUGACCACACAUACACCACCAUUCGAGUUGCCGUUGCCGCGACGGGCAGGGAAGUGAUAUGUGCCGUGGCCGACAAACUUGGUUCCACUGACGAGCUCGUGCUGGUUCACCUCAGCUCAGCUGGCGAGAAACAAGUCCUGAAGCCUAAUGUUGUCUCGGUGUUUUCUUCUCUGAGCAUCAACGGGCGAUUAUUUGCCUGUGCACGGGAGCAACUCAGUAGUCUGACUCCCCUCGCAGACCAGGAGGGACCCUCGGCAGGUUCGAUGUCGACUUUUGAGCUGAUGAGUUCGAAGGAUCUCGCUUAUCAAAUGACAAUGUUUGACUGGGAGCUCUUCAGCUGCGUGCACGAGCACGAACUGCUCUAUCACACGUUUGGCCGCCAAAGCUUCCGAAGAACCACGGCUAACCUGGACCUGUUCCUGCGAAGGUUCAACCAGGUUCAGCUCUGGGUGGUCACCGAGGUGUGCCUCUGUGGACAGCUCAGCAAGAGGGUCCAGCUCCUCAAGAAGUUUAUCAAGAUAGCCGCGCACUGUCGGGAGUUUAAGAACCUGAAUUCGUUUUUUGCCAUCAUCAUGGGCAUGAGCAACCCCGCUGUAAGCAGACUGAGUCAGACAUGGGAGAAGCUGCCGACCAAGUUUAAGAAGUUUUACGCCGAAUUUGAGAGCAUGAUGGACCCAUCCAGAAACCAUCGAUCCUACCGACUAACCGUGACCAAACUUGAGCCGCCAAUCAUCCCUUUUAUGCCCCUCCUACUUAAAGAUAUGACUUUUACACAUGACGGCAACAAGACAUUCAUUGACAGCAUGGUCAAUUUUGAGAAAAUGCGUAUGAUAGCAAACACAAUUCGACAAGUGAGGCACUGUAGAAGCCAGCCUUUCAAUCCUGACAUCUGCCAACCCAACAAGAAUCAGGCGGAGGUUAGAGGCUACGUCAGGAAGCUCUGCGUGAUCGACAACCAGAGGGCGCUGACGCAGCUCUCCUACCGGCUGGAACCUCGGCGGACAUGAGACUCGAAUCUUUUCACCACCGUCGCCUUCCUUGUGACUCCACACAAAGCGGACGCGUCAGCAACUACGCGCUAAGUAGCAACACACAAACAGUCAGUGACUUUGAAAACUCGAGGGACAAAUACUGUGCCAUCAAAGGUCUCUUCCUAUCGCCGUGUCUUAGCCCCAUGCCAGAAUGAGGCUUAAUACCGUAGUAGUUGUUACCGUUUUGGGACCUGUUAGAACUUGAAUCAAUAUCCUGCAUGACUGAACUUCAUAGACUUGGUGUUCUAUACAGUGGAUUUCUAUCAGCGUGUCCUGCAAUGUUGUGCUAGCCAAAUGCUCCAAAUGUUCCAAAGUGAAGUAUAAUUGAUGUUUCUUAAGCGCCAUACUCACUACAGAAUCGCCAUUUAUCCAUUUAUCUCAAGAUA
Molecule: messenger RNA, 3843 nt
Organism: Hippocampus comes (tiger tail seahorse)
Lineage: Eukaryota; Metazoa; Chordata; Actinopteri; Syngnathiformes; Syngnathidae
Product: rap guanine nucleotide exchange factor 4-like
Exons: 30
Coding region: 443-3433 (996 amino acids)
Biological process (GO): Ras protein signal transduction
Cellular component (GO): plasma membrane
Molecular function (GO): guanyl-nucleotide exchange factor activity
Source: RefSeq, a predicted model, not a curated record